Messenger RNA from Bicyclus anynana (squinting bush brown), 4130 nucleotides. It is a transcript of the gene MFS16, whose product is annotated as glucose-6-phosphate exchanger SLC37A2. Gene Ontology annotation, molecular function: transmembrane transporter activity. Gene Ontology annotation, biological process: transmembrane transport. Bases 324 to 1961 code for a protein of 545 amino acids. The record is from RefSeq and is a predicted model, not a curated record. The transcript has 14 exons. Gene Ontology annotation, cellular component: membrane. Lineage: Eukaryota; Metazoa; Arthropoda; Insecta; Lepidoptera; Nymphalidae.
UGGGACGUGUCAUUGUCAAAUCAAAACUAAAAAGUUCGCGACCGAAUUCGAAGUAAAUUUACGCAAAUAAUUAACGAGAGAAACAAUUUAAUAACAAAGUAUCAGACAAACGUGAUGCCUCAAAGCGCUAUUUACCCAUGAAUAUUAUUUUCCAACGUACCAACACAACCGUUACAUUGAAAAAUAACAUUUCUCAUGGAAGUUUACCUUGUUGCUUAUAAACAAACUUUUUUGUACUAAACACAAAGGCUGCAAAAUGUUGAGUUGACUCAUCACAGGCUGUAGAGUCGCGGGCGCGGAGUGUUAGCGUUUAAGCGGACUUUAUGCUGAGGAAGUUGUUGAGUUGUGUUAAAAUGAGCGGCGUGAGCAGAGACGCGCCCGUGGGGGUGCAAGGUCUCCAGAAGCUCAGCUCGUGGAUGUGCCCUCGCCUGCAGUUCAAUAGAUUACGAUGCUACCAGGCGAGCGUGCUGGUGCUGACAUACUUCACGUACAUGACGUACCACCUGACGCGCAAGCCCAUCUCCGUGGUGAAGAGCGUGCUGCACCAGAACUGCAGCGGGCUGACGCCGCCGCCCGGCGUGCGCCCCGCCGACGACCAGUGGUGCAACUGGGCGCCCUUCGACACGAGCGACGCCAACACACUGCUGGGCACGCUGGACUCCGCCUUCCUCUUCUCGUACGCGGGCGCCAUGUUUGUUUCCGGCAUGAUAGCGGAGCGCGUGGACCUGCGCUACUUCCUGUCGCUGGGCAUGCUGAGCUCGGCCGUCUUCUGCUACCUGUUCGGUCUGGGGCGCACGCUCAACGUGCAUGACAUAUCGUUCUACCUGCUCGUGCAGGCGGGCGCGGGGGUGGCGCAGACCACGGGCUGGCCCGGCACGGUCGCCAUCGUCGGCAAGUGGUUCGGGAACGCCAAGAAGGGACUCAUAUUCGGCCUCUGGAACUCUCACACCUCACUGGGCAACAUCUUGGGCACUCUGAUGGCGGCGGAGUACGUGGAGAGCGACUGGGCGCUGUCGUUCGUGUACCCCGCGCUGGUGAUGGGCGCGAUGGGCUUCGUCGUGUUCCUGUUCCUGGCGCCCGACCCGCGCCACGUGGGGCUCAACGUCGACAGGUGCUCUCCCAGCAGACAAACGCACAGGUCUGACUCAGAGGAGGAGCCGAGCCAGGUCAUCGUCGGAGAUCAGGCGGCGAGUCUGCGCCCCUCGCGACACUCCGCCAACUCAGCACCGUACCAGGAGGACAGCGCGACGGAGGCGACGGCGCUGCUGGGGCGGCGCGCCAGCGCGGGCGGCGGCGCGGUGUCGCUAACGCGCGCGCUCGCCAUCCCCGGCGUGGUGGACUUCUCGCUGUCGCUGUUCUUCGCCAAGCUGGUCAGCUACACCUUCCUCUACUGGCUGCCGCUCUACAUCAACUCGUCCACGCACCUCACGCCGAAGCAGUCGGGCGAGCUGAGCACGGCGUUCGACGUGGGCGGCGUGGUGGGCGCGGCGCUGGCGGGGCUGCUGGCCGACUACGCCAGCUGCCCAGCGCUGGUCUGCGCCGGCUUCUACGCGCUGUGUGCGCCCGUCUUGCUGGCGUACCAGACGUGGGGCGCGGCGUCGUACGCGCUCAACGUGUCGCUGCUGGUGCUGGCCGGCACGCUGGUCAACGGGCCCUACGCGCUCAUCACCACGGCCGUCAGCGCGGAGCUCGGCACACACAGUAGCCUUGCCGGCGAUGGCAGGGCACUGGCGACCGUCACGGCUAUCAUAGACGGCACGGGCAGUAUAGGCGCGGCCGUGGGGCCCAUGCUGGCGGGCGUGGUGUCGGGGCGCGCGGGCAGCUGGUGCUACGUGUUCUACAUGCUCAUCGCCUGCGACGUGCUGGCGCUGCUGCUGCUGCUGCGGGUGGCGUCGUCCGAGGUGUCCCGGAUACGGCAGGAGCGGCGGCUCGCCUCGCCGCGCGUCGUGCGCAUCGAGUGACGGACGGACUGUGCCACUGCGUAUAUUGUGUAUAUAUGUACUGUACUGAAACUAUCAACAUAUGACGCAGGUGUAGAGUGAUUUGAUGUCGGUUCAACGAUUACAAUCGGCUAGUCAAUUUAGGGAAAAUUUCAAACGGACGCUUUUAGAGGUGUAUUAAAAAAGGAUUUUAAAAAUAUGCUGACGUAACAAGAAUCUUAAUAAGUCUGUUGUUAAUAACACAUCAGUCGAUUGUUUAAUAUUAUAAACAAAGGAGUUGGGUUUUCCAAAAUGCAUAUAAUAGCAUUUUUGAUUAUACAGAUUGAAUCCAAGACAAAAUAUAUGAUUUACAUACACACAUGUUCUGUGCAUAUGCCCAUAGGGGUAAGCACAGAACACGUCCUUUCUCUAGCUACAAUCCUUGCAUAUCAAUUCCUCUUUCCAUCCACAUCCUUCCAUACAAUUUCGUCGUUAGAGUACUCUGUAUCUUCUGUGCGCGCCGCGACAGGUUUCUUGAAGACUAAAUAACAUAUUGUGACCAAUAGCGUCGCACCGCAUAUAUCGCUCUCCGUCUUGCGUUGCGAUAGGACAAGAGAGAUAUGUCUUCAUCUCUUCACGAGAUGUGUGGCGCGCUUUGUAGGCCUACAGUCCUUGCCUUUCCCCUUUAAAUAUUUCCAUUCACCCUCGCCUUGUAAAUUUUUUUAGUCUGCCUCAUUAAUCCUAUCUACGUGCCCAAAUUAUCGAAGCAUACCUUUCUCGAUUGUAAUAACUACAUCUUUUGUAUACCACAAAGUUCUCAUAUUAAGACUAUUUAUUACUUUCUCAUUCAGUCCAUUCAUGCUCCACAAUAUGUUAAAUGUCAAAAAUAUGACUACAUGGGAUUUUCUCGAUUCGAUUUUAAAAACAAUUCGAGAAAAUCUGAUUUUCUUCAUCAUUCAUUUCUUACUAUCGAAUUUCUUACGACAACAAUUAGUCCGAUGAAUCAAGUCUCGUAAGUUUAGUCUGUGUAAUCGACAAAUCACGUUCUUCCGAAUUAUAUUGCCAUAGUUUGUAGUAUUUUCUUCUGUGCGAUCGAUACACGCCGAUAAACUGAAAUUUAAACGUUCAGUUUGGAUCGUGCUGCUUUGCAAGAACCAGCUCAUGACUGAGGGCCCCGUAGGAGUUCGAUACUAGUCAGGCUUAAUAUCACUUUAGAGUUUUAGCCGUGAUUCAUAAUCAAUUUCAUUCAUAAUAGUUCAGUAAAAACUAUGAAUAUCAGUUUAUCAGAAUGUAUUUUUAUUUAUUUUUAAUAAUUUUCUCAUAUUGAAACUUGUGUAAAUAAAAGUAUAAUAGUUUGAAACUGAAACUUGGUAUACAUACAACUUAGAUAAUCUGAAACAUUGCCAUGAGAUGAAUAUAUUAACAUUCCAUGGAUCGUCAGGUGCCGAGUGAAGUGGAUAUUUGAAAAAUUACAUUUCAGUAUCUUCAUUUUAAUUAAAACAAGCGACAUGAAAGGAAUUUUGAGACUUUGAGAUUUAUUAAUUGACUUCAAAAAAAGGAUCUCAAUUCGACGCGUAUGUUUUUUUUAAUGUUUGUUACCUCAUAACUACGCCAUUUCUUAACUGAUUUUGAAAAUUUCUUUGAAUCCUAAAAUUUUAUGAUUUAAACAGUUUAAGCAUCACUGUAUUGGCACCGUCUUCAAAGUGAUCAGAAGGUGGCACGUACGAUGUUAUUUUUCGCUAUUUAGUUUUGUGAUUUUGAAGUUGGUUUAAUUUUUUUGUUAAAGAUUUUAUUUAACUACAACAUUCAAUUAGGAGAUGUAUGUUAAUCUUUAUAGUCCGUUAACGAAAUACAUUGCUGCAACAAGUGAAUUUCCAUCAGUAAUUCAAUAUGUUCCAAGAAGCCUUUUCCAAAAUGAUCACUCUCAUUGGCGAAUCGGCAACUAUAUAAAUUGGUAAUUUUUCUGGGGCUCGUCCAAUGAAUUUGCCAUAGGCUGCAGAUGGUCGAGUGACGCCAUUGCUCCGUACAUUCGAUAGACUAAACUACAAAACAUGAAGUGUGACAUUAUCGUUGUGACUACGAAUUCGCGCAAUUCCUUUUAAAUGUAAGGCAUUUAAAAGUGUGAAUGUUUAUAUUCUUUUUUGUAACAUAAUUUAAGUAUUAUAUUUAUCUAAAUCAUAUGAAUAAAAGUAUUAUGAAUGAUAAUAACAA